Toxotes jaculatrix (banded archerfish) is the source of this 1529-nucleotide messenger RNA. Its product is annotated as cysteine-rich and transmembrane domain-containing protein 1-like. Bases 170 to 574 code for a protein of 134 amino acids. The transcript has 3 exons. Lineage: Eukaryota; Metazoa; Chordata; Actinopteri; Toxotidae. The record is from RefSeq and is a predicted model, not a curated record. Gene Ontology annotation, cellular component: extracellular exosome.
CCCGCAAACUAGAUACGCAUUUGGUUGCAUGACACGAGAGGGUCGCUCGAUGCGGUAAAAGCAGUGAUUAAACACUGGAGACAGAACAAGUUUCUUUCUAAACAGACACUGCCGCAAUCUACAACAGACGGGAAUACUAUUUAUUGUAAGGUGAUUGUUCAACUCAAAGAUGAAUUUUGAGCAGCCUCCUCCAUACCCAGGCAGUGGCCCCACUGCUCCAGGAUACCCACCUCAGGGUCCACCUCCACAAGGCUACCCACCUCAGGGUUAUCCUCAGCAGGGAUACCCUGUGAACAUGGAGCAGCCUAAUCCAGCAUACCCUAACUACCCUGCCGGGCCAAUGGGCCCCGGAGGUCCUUAUCCUGGCCCAGGACAGCCUCCUUAUCAUGGAUACCCUGGACAACCACAGUUUGGCUGGCAGGGUGGACCCCCUCCUGGGCCUAUGUAUGGGGAAGCUCCCAAAAACACAGUGUACGUGGUGGAGGACAGGAGAAGAGACGACACAGGAGACACAUGCCUGACAGCCUGCUGGACAGCUCUGUGUUGCUGCUGUCUCUGGGACAUGCUGACAUAAUGUUAUUCACCAACUGACCCCCCAUUACCACCCCCCCUCCCCAUUUCUGUGCCUUGACCCCCCACCCCCCAUUUGCCCUUAACCUUGCACUCCCUUAAAACUACUCCUCCAUUUCCUCUACAUGUCGUCUUGCUCGUAUAUAAAUAAAAGCCUUGGUCCCAUAUGGAAGUCUCUUCCCAGGGCUAGCCACUCUACCUUGGUGUGAAACCCUCAGCACUGACUGAUGGACUGACUGACCCUGUCCAGGGGCUACUCUGUAGCAACUUGUAACUGAGCUUCUAAACUUAACCUGAAUCUCAGGCUAAUCGCACACUUUACAUUCAACAGGCAGCACACACACAAGACAAGGUAGAUACACAAACACAUGCACACACAUACAGUAUACUUGUAUCUCAGGCUCAUCUAGUGUGAUGCUCUUUGGCACUUUAUGAUGAUUACCUCUGUAAGAUACUACUCCUGCCUGCCCUUUCGACCACCUCCAACCCUCCCUAACCCCACCCCACCCUUCAGCCAUGCUACUGACCGUGCCCAAGGACUACCCCUCUAUGUCCCAAAGGCCACUAAGAUCCUGGCUGCUAAUGAGCCACAGGGUGCUCUUAGGAAGCUCAUGCUUGAAACGUAUCCCUUUCAUUUGCACACAAGCUGUUUUGGCCGACGUACGUCUUCAGGUGGAAUCAUAUGACAAUAAAUGGAAAUGCAUUUUUAAAGAUGACAGUGAUUUAUGUUUGAUUACUGUUCACAUUCAAUGGCCACAAUGUUUGUUUGUUUUUUCUCAUGGUGAUCUUGAUAUGAAAAAUUAUUCCAAUAUUAUUUUUAUUACAUACCUUGGAGAUAAAACUGAAAAUAGGAAAAAAAAAAAAGUUGUGAUUGCUUAACAGAAUAAAGUAAAUGACCUGUCAGAUGCCUUUUUGCUUUAGAUGAGAGUCUUGCAUUAAAAUAAUUUAUUCCCAUGAAA